ACCACGUUCAAAAUGUCUUCAACAGGAGGCGACAACAACGCGGCUUUAUUGCCAAUAGUGUAUGAUUACUUGAAAGACUCAUGCCAAGAAAUAGCCGAUGCGUUUCAGAAGAAAUUCAAGUUUAAACCAAGUCCAAAAUCUCCAAAGUUACACUCCAUAUACAAAGACUGGGCUGGGAAAAGAAAAACUGAAACAUUGAAUGGUCCAGCAACUAAAAAAACAAAGAAAGAGGAGUCUUCUGAUUCAAGUGAUUCAUCAGAUGAAGAAACAACACCCCCAACUAAAAAGACAAAUGGCCCAACACCAAAACAAACUCCCAGUAAACGAGGCAGAGCUUCCAGUAGUGAUAGCUCUGAUUCUUCAGAAGAGGAUACUAAGAAAAAGGUUGUCAAGAAGCCACAAGCUAAAGUAGCAAAAGUGACACCAAAAGGUAAAGCAGCUAAAGAAUCGGAUUCCGACUCAGAUUCAGAAAGCAGUGAAGAUGAAGCUACUAAAGCAAAAGCCAAACCCAAGGCUAAAACAACUACGCCUAAAACUGUUCCAAAAGUGACACCUAAAAAAGCUGAAUCUUCUGAUAGUUCUGAUAGCAGUGACGAAGAAGACACUAAACCAAAAGCAAAGUCUGUCGCUGUGAAAACUCCAGUCAAGAACAUUGUAAAGGCGGCUGCUCCUAAAAAGGCAGAAUCAUCUUCUGAUUCUUCAGACAGUAGUGAAGAUGAAAAACCAAGAACUACAAAAGCUAAACCUGUAACACCAAAAGUUCCGGUUAAAGUAACUCCCAAGGUAACUCCUAAAUCUACCCCUAAGAAGCCGGAGUCUUCUGAUUCUUCAUCUUCGGACAGCAGCGAGGAUGAAAAACCUAAAACUAAGACAACUGCAAAAGUAACCCCUAAAGCACAAGCUACAGUUACGCCAAAAGGGACCCCUAAAGCAGCAGCAGGAAAGACAACUCCUAAAGCUCCAGUAAAAAAAGAUGAAUCCUCUUCAUCAGACUCCUCUGAUAGCAGCGAAGAAGAAAAACCCAAAACUGCUAAGGCUGUAACCCCCAAAACAGUUACACCUAAAGCAACUCCUAAAACUACCCCUAAAGCAGCUACUAAAAAGGAUGAUUCAUCAGAUUCUUCAGACAGUAGUGAAGAUGAAAAACCCAAACCAGUUAACCCUAAAGCAGCAAUUUCUAAGCCAUCCCCAAAGGUUGCUGUAGCUGCCAAAAAGAAAGAGUCAAGUUCUAGCAGUGAUUCAAGCUCUGAAGAAGAGAAACCUACCCCAAAGAAAACACCUGUUAAGCCAGCAGUUGUACCAAAGGUGGCCACUAAACAAGAAUCGAGCGAUAGCAGCAGUUCUGAAUCUGAGGAUGAAAAGCCUAAAAAACCUGCACAGUCAAAGGUAGCUGCAAAAUCACCUGCAGCAAAAUCAGCUCAAAAAAAGUCAGCUAAACAUAGCGGGACUAGUGACUCAGACAGCGAUUCAUCAUCAGAUACAGAUACAAACACAAAAAAACCUGCAGUAAAACCUAAAGUUGCUCCUAAAACUGCAGUUAAACCAUCUCCAAAACCGGUGGCCAAAGCUGCUGAAAGUUCAAGUUCAGAUUCAAGCUCUGAAGAAGAAAAGCCAAAGGCUAAAUCAGUGGUUAAACCAGGAGCAAAGACUCCCACCAAAGCAGUGCCGACUCCCAAGAUGACACCGAAAGCCAAGAAGGAUUCUUCAAGUUCAGAUUCUGAUUCCUCCAGUGAAGAUGAAAGCCGGGUCACUGAAUCAAUUUUAAAGAAAUCAACACCUUUAGCCAAGUCCACACCAGCACCUUCAAAAAUAAAAUCUGUUCUCAAAAAACCUGCAACAAAAAAAGAUUCCAGUAGCUCAGAUUCAAGUUCUGAAGAUGAAGCCCCCAAAAAUAAAUUAACUCCAGCAGCUAAGAAAACCCCAUUAAAAACUACUCCGAAAGUAACCCCAAAAACCGCUGCCAAGAAGGACUCUUCCUCCUCCUCUAGUUCAGAUUCUGAAGAAGAAUCAAAGUCUAAAGUAGUGAAAGUCGCUGGUAAGGUUCCAACGCCGAAAGCCAAAGUAGCUCCCAAAAAGGCAGCAGCUAGUUCAAGUGAUUCAAGCUCCAGUGAGUCAGAGGAAGAAGUUAAGAAACCAACAGCUGCAAAGAAAUCACCAGCACCCUCAAAAAGCCCAGCAGCUAAAACAACCCCAAAAGUAGCCAAGAAAGAUUCCAGCUCUGAUAGUUCCAGUAGUUCUGAAGACGAAAAGAAGCCCACCACCCCAGCUAACAAAAAAGUAGCCCCCAAGACUCCUACCUCUGCUAAAGCUACCCCUAAACAAACCAAGAAGGAUUCAUCAAGUUCUGAUUCAUCAAGCGAGUCUGAAGAUGAGAAACCGAAAAGGCCUGUCAAAUCUUUAACAAAGACUCCUGUAAAGACGCCAGUAAAUGGGAAAAAAGUUCCAGUUAAGAAACAAGAAAGUAGUUCCAGUUCAGACUCUUCUUCUUCUGAAGAUGAGAAAAAAGCAGCAACGAAAACAAAAUCUCCGGCAGUAAAGACUCCACAAGUUGUGAAAAAAACUGUUAAAAAAGAUGAAAGUUCUUCUGAUUCUUCUGAUAGUGAGUCCGAACCUGAAGCAAAAAAGCCGAAAACUCCUGUCUCCGCAAACAAACAAAAAGCCACUGUGAAUAAAAAUAAAAAAGACUCUAGUUCGUCUGACUCUAGUAGUUCAGAAUCUGAAGACGAGAAUCCCAAAACUCCUAAACUACCAAACGGAACCUCCAGUAAAUCUAACACACCUUUAUCUAACGGCAAGGGAUCACGUAAACAGAAUGAACCAUUUCGUCGAGUAAAAGCAGAAGAAAUGGACGUUGAUCACAGGUUACAAGAUAAUUCUUUUGAAGCUAAGAAAAACGCAAAAGGCUCAUGGGGCGAAAAAGCGAACUAUGACUUAAAACAUACAAAAGGAAAAUCAUUCAGACAUGAAAAAACCAAGAAAAAACGUGGAAGCUACGCUGGUGGUAACAUCGACUUUUCUGUGAAUUCAAUAAAAUUUGAAGAUUAAACUGUGUGUUUGUGUAUCAUCAACAUUCAUAAGACAACCAUAUUCAAGAUAUCUAGAAUGGAUCUUGAACGAUAAGAAGACAAUCGAUUCAAGAUAUAAUGAACUGUGACUAUAAUAUGCAAUGUAUCUUGAACGAUAAGACAACCGUAUUCAAGAUAUAAUGAACUGUUGCUAUAAUAUGCAAUGUAUCUUGAACGAUAAGACAACCGUAUUCAAGAUAUAAUGAACUGUGGCUAUAAUAUGCAAUGUAUCUUGAACGAUAAGACAACCGUAUUCAAGAUAUAAUGAACUGUUGCUGUAAUGUGCAAUGUAUCUUGAACGAUAAGAAGACGACCAUAUUCAAGAUAUCUUGAACGAUAAGAAGACAACCAUAUUCAAGAUAUCUUGAAUGAUAAGACAACCAUAUUCAAGAUAUCUUGAAUGAUAAGAAGACGACCAUAUUCAAGAUAUAAUGAACUGUGGCUGUAACGGGCAAAGUAUCUCGAACAAUAAGACUGUAUACUUUUCAAGAUACCUUGAAAGAAAACGGUAUUCAAAAUAUCUUGAAAAAUGAAGAAAUACCAAGUGUUUGUGUGUAUAUCAUUUCAUUUCAUUCAAAGAUGUUUUUCGUGACAAACAAGCAUUGAAAUGAACUUAUACGGAAAUGUUUUUUGAGUUUUGUAUCGGACAUAGAUUGAUAUCAAUAAAAGACAAAUUUGUACAAGUAAAAAAGACGGACAUCAGAGGGACCGAGUUUGAGAAAGUCUGGUUUUUGUAAUAAUAAUAAUAAUAAUAAUAAUGUACAUCUAUGGUUACGCUCACUCCAUCCGUAUUGCAUGCUCUGAGCGAAUUGAAGAUAAAAGCCAAGUCCACAGUGCAUUCUCAGACUUAAGUUAAGAAUUUACUCAAAAUUGUUCGCCUUAUUUUAACUAAGACUAAGAUAUAGCCCUUUAUAAAACUUUUGUUUUAAUUUAUCAAAUACAUGUACAUCAAUAAGAAACUAUGUGCUAAGUUUUGUGUUUCUGGAUUAAAGAUAUUUCUCAUAAACAGUGAUUGAAAGUUGAGUAAAUUCUUAACUUAAAUCUGAAAAUGCUUUGUGAACUCGAUGCCUGAUAAUAAGUAACAAACAAAUAGGGUUUUGAGUUUGGAUUUGAAUUCAGCUAAUGUUUGAGAACAUUUUAUCUUCAAUGGUAAGUUAUUUACACUUGUGGUAAUAAAUGUAGAAUAUGUAUAAUUGGGGGAAGGAUGUUGAAAGGUGGAAAAUAAAGAAUAUUGAUUUUCAAAUUUUAUCUUUAAUAAAUGCUAAUGAAUCAGUUUUUGGUGUUAAAGUUUACAGAAGUUUUUAGAGGUCGUAUUUCCUUCAUAUUUAAUGAAUAUUUUAACUGGUCAGGAAUAAAGGUGCAUUAUGUAAGAUUUAGAUAAAGGGAGGGAAGUUCUUUCUAUUUUAAUUCAAAAAUAGAUAAUGAAAAAUGAAGAUAUUUAAAUUUUCAUUCAAAUUACUUUAUUACGAGUGAAGUUAUGAGUGUUGGAGGAUUGUAGCCUAGAUUGUUUUAUCAUAGCAUCGGUUGGGGGAUCACGGUGGCUACGUGGGUAAGACGCUGGCUCGCUAGCCUGGAGGUCAGGUAUUCGAUCCCUGCAUUGGCCGAGAAAGUUCAUCCAGAUUUUACGACGUGGUUCCCCCUUGUCAGUGAUGCAGAAUGGAGGGUCUGACAAGGACAGCUGUCUAGUCCUUCGGAUGAUACAAAAAAACGGUCCCGUGUAAACAUUGGAAUGCAUGUAAAAGAGCCCCUGGCAGUUGGAAUUCGAUAUAACAGUAGGCGAUAGUGCCGCUGCCUGGGCAAAAUUUCCCUCAUAGCACACUGUAUGGCGUAUGCCCGUCUUCAUUAGCUCAGUAUGGGAGCAGAACAGUAGGACGUUAAACUUCAUUUCAUCUUUCGUAGCAUCGGUACAUCUCGUUUGUCCAUUUUAUCGUUAAAUCUCGUGAGCCAUCUAAUCCAUUUAAAUCUAUGCCAUCUUGAUGGUCUAGAGAGUGGAUUAUGGGAUUGUCAUGUUAUUAAUGUCGAAAUAAUAAUUUAUAUAACAAUCGGUACCAAAUUAAAGACUUGCUAUACAUGUACGCCGAUUUAACUCUUACAUGAUGCAUCUUUAACUCAGUUGUGACAAGAAUUAUUUGUUAGAGGUUAGUAAAUGUUAUACUUCAGUUGAUGAAUUGUUAUUUAUGGUGGAUGGGUUGUUGAUUGAAUUUUAAUUAUUCAACUAAUUAAUGUUUUUUUGUUAAUUAUAAACCAGAUUAUUGAAUAUAACAUGGCCCAGUUUUGGUGGGUUUCUUUUUGCAAUAUUUGUAUACAAAAAAAUUACAAGUGAACUAAAUCAAACGGCGCAUUGAAUAAAAACCUAUAUAUUGGCUUGCGUACAAAGUUAGAUUGAAUCAUUUCGGUAUAGUUGUGUAGGAGAAUGUUUUGUACAGAACGUGCUUUUCUCUUAGACCUAUAUUAAGUUACGUUAAUUAUUUUUUUUACCAUUUAUGAUUCAUGAUGUCAUAGUGUUAAAAGGUGUAGUAUAAGCAUGUAUUUACUGUAUGUUCAAGACUUGGUACUAGCCCAGCUAUAACUAUUGUAUUACUGUAUGUUCAAGACUUGGUAAUUGCCCAGGCUAUAACUAUUGUAUUACUGUAUGUUCAAGACUUGGUACUUGCCCAGGCUAUAACUAUUGUAUUACUGUAUGAUCAAGACUUGGUACUUGUUUUCAAAUUCAUUAGUCAGCAUUUUAUUCAUAUAUUUUAUUAUAUUUAUAUUUAUAAAAUGCUUAUAUUAUUUACUGUUAAUGAUGCAUGAUGGGAUAGUAGAUCAAACCUUCUGGAAUUACUUUCUCUUAACGUACAGUGAUGACCAAGUCACGGCAAGAAAAUUGCUUGAUAAAAUAUUUUCCCAAAGUUCAUAAGAAGGUCUUGAAGAAACAUGAAUUUUCUCACCUGUAUCAAAAGCUUUGUUUUUUUUCUUGUUUUGGAUUUUUUGAUCAUGCGUUGUUAGUAUAGAAUACAUUGUGUAUAUAUACACCAAUUGUCAACAGAUAUAAGUAAUAAGUACAAAUAAAGAUGUCACAAGUCAUUAUCAAUCCAUUUUAUUUAUAUUGAUUAACGACUUGAGAAAUCUUGUUAAAAGUCACCCUGUAAUAAACCACAAUAAAUGUUAUUCCAUAAAUAGUGUCUUAUUUGCUUACGUUUCAAUGAAUAAUGUAAAAAAAAAAAAAAAAGUCUAGUAAUACAGUAUUAAAGGUGAUUAAAAUUAACAAACGUCCAGGCAAAUGUUCUCUCGUAACAUACUGUAUGGCGUAUGCCCGUCUUCAUUAGCCCAGUUGGUGCAGAACAGUAUUUCAUUUUAUUCUUGAUUCAAGACUUCAUUUUGACCUGAAUAAAGAGGUUAUAUUAUUUUUCUUGUAUAAAUUUAUGAUUUUUGUAUAUAAAUAUUAUUAUCAGAUACCGAAUGUGUUGCAUCAUAUUAUUCACAGAAUUUACAGAAUGUCAAUAAAACUUUUAAAACAUU
This is a messenger RNA of Patella vulgata (common limpet), 6566 nucleotides long. RefSeq names its product nucleolar and coiled-body phosphoprotein 1. The transcript is spliced from 6 exons. NCBI's taxonomy places the organism in Eukaryota, Metazoa, Mollusca, Gastropoda, Patellidae. Gene Ontology annotation, cellular component: nucleolus; nucleoplasm. Bases 13 to 3045 code for a protein of 1010 amino acids. The record is from RefSeq and is a predicted model, not a curated record.